Molecule: messenger RNA, 1598 nt
Organism: Dictyostelium purpureum
Lineage: Eukaryota; Evosea; Eumycetozoa; Dictyosteliales; Dictyosteliaceae
Exons: 2
Coding region: 1-1497 (498 amino acids)
Cellular component (GO): mitochondrion
Molecular function (GO): metalloaminopeptidase activity; manganese ion binding
Source: RefSeq, a predicted model, not a curated record
AUGAAAAAUUUAAUUAAAAUUAAUAGUUGUAAAAGAAUAUUAAAUAUUUCAAAUAGGGGAAUAUUUAUUAAUAAUAAUAAUGUUUUUUUAAAUAAUAAUAAUAAUAAAGUUAGUAAUAUUAAUAAAAGAUAUUUUACAAAUAGUAAUAUUAUAUUAAAUAAUGUUAAACCAUUAGCAAUUGGACAACCAACACAUGAAACUCAUCCACAUUUAUUAGAAAAAGAUGAGGUUACCAAGGGUAUUAAAAAAGAGGAAUUUAAAGAAAGAAGAAAUAAAUUAUUAAAACCAUUUGCAAUUGGAUCGAUUGUUGUAUUAUUCACACCACCAGAGCCAAUGAUGUCUUAUGACAUUCCAUGGGAUUUUAGACAAAACACCAAUUUCAAUUAUUUUACAGGAUUUAAUGAGCCUGAGGCAGUAUUGGUUUUAGAGAAAACUUCAGAUGUAGACCAUAUAUCCUAUAUGUUUGUAAGAGAGCGUCAAGAGGAAAAAGAGAAAUGGGAUGGUCCAAGAUGUGGAGGGGAAAAUGUAAACAGAUUUUUUGGUAUUGAUUAUGGUUAUAAUCUCAACGAGACCCAAACCCUCUUAAAACUAUUGACAAGAAACCCAGAAAAGAAAUUAUAUUGCAAUAUUGUCGAAUGGAAUCAAUUAUUUUCAAAAUUACAAGGCAUUUCAGAAUUUCAAACAUUUAAUAUAGAAAAAAUUCUACAACAAUGCAGAUUGAUAAAGUCAAAUAGCGAAGUUAAACAAAUGUUAAAUAGUGGUGAAAUUGCAGGUGAAUCAUUUUCAGAAGUUAUGAAAUAUAUUAAACCGGGUAUGAACGAAUAUGAAAUUUCAGCCUAUUUCGAAUGGAAUGUAAAGAAAAGAGGUGCUAAAAGAAUGAGCUACCCACCCGUAGUAGCAGGAGGAAACAAUGCAAACACUCUUCAUUAUAUUGCAAACAAUCAAAUAUUAAAGGAUGGUGAUCUUUUAUUGAUGGAUGCAGGUUGCGAGCAUUGGGGUUAUACAAGCGACAUCACAAGAACAUUCCCAGUCAAUGGUAGAUUCACAGAGGCACAAAGAAAAGUUUAUGAAGCAGUAUUGGAUGUAAAUAAGAAAUGUAUUGAAAUGUGUGUAGCUGGUGAAAGCAUUAAUUCGAUUCACGACCUCUCCAUCCAACUCACUAAAGAGCAUUUAAAGAAUUUAGGUAUCUUGCACGAUAAUAAUCCAAACACAUACAGUCUAUACUACCCACAUUCAAUUGGCCAUUAUUUGGGAAUGGACACCCACGAUACAAUCGAUUUUAGCUAUGGUGUAACUUUAGAACCGGGUAUGAUUAUCACCAUCGAGCCCGGUAUUUACAUUUCAAAAUACGACCAAAACGUCCCAGAAGAAUAUCGUGGCAUCAAUAUUAGGGUAGAGGAUGACGUAGUAGUAUCUCAAAAGAAUGAAAGCCCAUUAGUAUUAACAUAUAGAGCUCCAAAAGAAAUCAAAGACAUUGAAAACAUUAUGAAUAAAUAAUAAUGUCAUAGUGAUAAUAAUAUAAAUAUAAGAUUUUUUUUUUUUUUUUUGGUCAUAUAAAUAUAAUAAACCCUUUAUUUUAUUUCUUAUAUUUUAGAGAU